AUGCUCAUCAACAAUGAAAAGCAGAAAGGAAUAUACACCUCGUAUUCACGACUUCCAUUGACUGCCCGCCCUCUUGAUCUCGUCUAUUUUAUUUUUUUCGCUGUCCAUCUCUUCGCCAGCAUUGUGCUCGAUUUACAGUACCUUUAUCCACCGCAAUAUGUACCAAGAUUAUUUCGACUGGCUCUCGACUCCUAUGUCUCUAUGUCAAGGGACCCUCUCAUUGGAGGCGUAUUCAAUCUCUACGGCGAUGGGGGCCACUUGAUAUGGUUCAAGACAUUCCUGGCCCUUGAGGCCGUUUUUCAAGUCCCUGUAUUCAUACUCGGCCUACGCGCCUUGUACUCUGGAUCCCAAAGAAUAUACCCUCUUCUCGUCAUCUACGGAGCGUCUUCCGCCACGACCACCCUUGCCUGUGUCGCUGUCGUCCUUCAAACACCCGAACUCACACCGGAGACACUUAAGCAGGGCAUUGCUUGCAUCACCUCUGAGCAACGAGUACUCUUGCUUUCGAGCUAUAUUCCGUUCCUUCUGAUUGCGGGAGUCAUGUCAGUAGAUAUGGCCCUGCGCGUAGGCAACUUGGCUGAGAAGGGAAUCAAGGCAGAGGCUGAAGAGAAAUGGGAGUAA
Molecule: messenger RNA, 621 nt
Organism: Psilocybe cubensis
Lineage: Eukaryota; Fungi; Basidiomycota; Agaricomycetes; Agaricales; Agrocybaceae
Exons: 4
Coding region: 1-621 (206 amino acids)
Cellular component (GO): endoplasmic reticulum
Source: RefSeq, a predicted model, not a curated record